Messenger RNA from Quercus lobata, 2694 nucleotides. Its product is annotated as G-type lectin S-receptor-like serine/threonine-protein kinase LECRK3. The coding region runs from base 16 to 2694 and encodes 892 amino acids. Gene Ontology annotation, molecular function: protein serine/threonine kinase activity; ATP binding. NCBI's taxonomy places the organism in Eukaryota, Viridiplantae, Streptophyta, Magnoliopsida, Fagales, Fagaceae. The record is from RefSeq and is a predicted model, not a curated record. Gene Ontology annotation, biological process: protein phosphorylation. The transcript is spliced from 2 exons.
CCAAAAACCGUUGGAAUGUUGUCUUCAACACUUCCUCAUUUUUGUUCUCUCUUGCUUCUACUUCUACUUCUUCCUCUCCUUCCCACUGUUUUCACUACCUACACCAAAGAUGACUGUAAUAGAUGGCUGCAGAUACCCUCUUUUGUUGCAAAGCCAAGAACUGGUAUCCAGUCCCCUUCAGGUGAAUUCAUCUUUGGAUUCCAUCCUCUUGAAAGUAGUGAGAAAGUGAAUCAAUUCUUGCUUGCAGUUUGGUUUAAUAAAACCAAAGAUCCAACUAUAGUUUGGUCUGCAAAUGGCAAUAAACCAGCACCAGAAGGUUCAGAACUGAAACUGUCGAGCAACAAAGAGUUUGUUCUCAAUGACCCUGAUCAAGACAGUGAGAUAUGGAAGCCUCAAAGGAAUGGUUCUUCCAAAUCCAGUUGCUUUGUUAUGCUGGAUAAUGGGAACUUGGUGAUUUUAGAUGAACAGUAUAAUUCUAUAUGGGAAAGCUUCAAGGAGCCUACUGAUACAAUUUUGCCUGGCCAAAUACUGUACAUGAAUACCACACUCAGGUCUCACCAAUCUGAGACUAAUUAUUCUGAUGGGCGCUUUGAGGUUUCGUUACAGUUGGAUGGCAAUUUCGUGCUUUAUUAUUUAUUGUCUGAAAAAAUUAGAAGACCUUAUUAUGCCACUAUGACACUGCAAUGGAUAUCAGUGUUGAACUUUACUGAGGAUGGACGCAUGUACAUCCUAGACACAAACAACUCCACCAACAACAAGAGCCUUACUGAGAAAAAUCCAGGCUCAAAAGAAUCCUUCUACCACAUGGCUAGAAUUGAUCCUGAUGGAGGAUUCAGAUUAUACAGUCACCCCAGAAGGGAGAACCCCACAAGUGAUGGACUUGAGAGCUGUUCUUCUUCAUCCUGGAUUGAAGUGCAAAGCAUUCCUGAUGAUACAUGUGGCAGAUUUGAUGCUAACACUUUUGUAGGUGGGUUAUGUGGACUCAACGGCAUUUGUCAAACCUCAGAUGAAUCAAGUGGGAACGGAAAAACAUUUUGCACGUGUCCUUAUGGAUUUUCUCCCUUAGACCCAUCCAAUGGUUGGGCAGGGUGUAAACCAAAUUUUCCAUUACCCAGCUGCGAUAAUGGAUGGGAAGCAAAUAAAGACCGUGUAAAGUUUGCACAGCUUCAAAAUAUGGACUGGCCGUUGUCGGAUUACAGCUUUCUUCAAGGGGUUAAUGAGACAGAGUGUAAACAACAAUGCCUUGACGAUUGCAUGUGUGUUGUGACCAUUUAUGAAAAAACAGGUGAUUUUUGUUGGAAGAAGAAGUAUCCUCUGUCCAAUGGAAGAUAUAGCAUAACUAUUACGAGAAAAGCUUUCAUCAAGGUACUUAUAGACCCUGGUUCAGAGAAGAAAGGCCAGUCUACGGUAGUUGUUUUGGCACUACUCCUUGGCAGUUCUGCAUUUCUCAAUAUCCUUUUCUUCUCAGCUAGUAUAGUGGCUAUUAUCUACUUGUACCACAAAAGACGGAAUUCACGAUGGAAUAUUGAUAGCACACUUGCAACAAAUGUGAGAAGCUAUACAUAUAAAGAGCUGGAAGAAGCAACUAGAGGCUUCAAGCAAAUAGUGGGAAAAGGUGCUUUUGGAACGGUUUACAAAGGGGUCCUUGCAUCAGAUUCUAAAAGAUUUGUCGCAGUCAAGAAGUUAGGUAAGGUGGUAGAGGAAGGUGAGAAGGAAUUCAAAACAGAAGUUAGCGUGAUCGGUCAGACUCAUCACAAGAAUUUAGUCCGUUUGCUCGGUUAUUGUGAUGAGGGGCAGAACCGGCUUCUAGUAUAUGAGUACAUGUGUAAUGGCUCUUUAGCUAGCUUUCUCUUUGGGAUAUCCAGGCCUCAUUGGAACCAAAGGGUGCAAAUUGCUUUUGGAAUAGCAAGAGGUUUAAUGUACUUACAUGAAGAGUGCAGUACUCAGAUUAUCCACUGCGACAUAAAACCUCAAAACAUACUCCUAGAUGAGUACUAUACACCAAGAAUUGCUGAUUUUGGAUUAGCAAAGCUUUUGUUGGCCGAGCAAACUCGAGCAGCUCGGACAGGAAUAAGAGGGACAAUUGGGCCUCAUUGGAACCAAAGGGUGCAAAUUGCUUUUGGAAUAGCAAGAGGUUUAAUGUACUUACAUGAAGAGUGCAGUACUCAGAUUAUCCACUGCGACAUAAAGCCUCAAAACAUACUCCUGGAUGAGUACUUUACACCAAGAAUUGCUGAUUUUGGAUUAGCAAAGCUUUUGUUGGCCGAGCAAACUCGAGCAGCUCGGACAGGAAUAAGAGGGACAAUUGGAUACUUUGCACCAGAAUGGUUUAGGAAAGUAUCCAUUUCGGUUAAGGUUGAUGUGUACAGUUUUGGUGUGAUGUUACUAGAGAUCAUUUGCUGCAAGUCUAGUGUAGCAUUUUCACUAGGAGAAGAGGAGGCAUUGGUAGAUUGGGCUUAUGAAUGCUACAAAGAUAAAAAAUUAGAUAAGUUGAUAGAAAAUGAUGAAGAGGCAAGGAAUGACAUGAAGAGGCUAGAAAGGCUUGUGAUUGUAGCGAUUUGGUGUAUUCAAGAAGAUCCUUCACUGAGGCCUUCAAUGAAAAAGGUCACACAAAUGCUUGAGGGAGUGAUUGAAGUUUCCGUGCCCCCAAGCCCUUCAUUGUUUACUUCUUCUCCGCCUUCAUUCAAAAAAUAG